This is a messenger RNA of Elaeis guineensis (African oil palm), 1005 nucleotides long. The record is from RefSeq and is a predicted model, not a curated record. NCBI's taxonomy places the organism in Eukaryota, Viridiplantae, Streptophyta, Magnoliopsida, Arecales, Arecaceae.
AUGACCGAGUGUCCGCCACUACGAGAGGUGCAGGACAUGAUCAUGCCUCCCUGCAGCCCAAUGCGCACUAUAGCUAAAGCCCAAAAGGCUCCCGCGCGUGCGGUGGUGUUGGGCCACGUCCAUGUGCUUCCCAGCCACCACCGCCGACCUAACUACGCGUUCUUGCACCACCCACUUCCAUAUAAAUCGUUGCCCAGCUGCCCCUCCAUUCCAACCCAUGCAUGGUUGCAAGACUCAGUUAUUACUUCAAACAUGUUUCACUCCAUGGCAACUAGUAGACUUCUUAGUCUUGCAUUUGCACUGCUAUGGAUGGUGUCCAUUUGUUCUGCCUCUAGAGGCUUGCUUACCCCAGAUUUUGAAGCUUAUGGUGCUGACCAUGGCAGCGCUGGGAGCUUUGGUGGCCAAGGAAUUGGCUAUGGCGGGGGUGCUCGUGGAGGUAUGUAUGGUGGUGGCCCCUAUGGUGCAGGAGGAGAGCAAGAAACGAACAAUGGUGGAGCAGCAAGUGGCGGCAACGCUGGUGGCAAUAGUGGAUAUGGUGGUUGGGGAGAACAUGGUAUUGGUUUCAAUGGAGGAAGCAGUGGUGAUGACCACCAUGGUAGUGGUGGUUAUGAUGGUGGUGGAGGAGCACAAGGCGGCAGCUAUGGUGGUGGAGGAGAUGAUAGCUUUGGUGGAUAUGGUGCUCAUUCGCCUCCUGGAGGGGGUGCAGGUGGAGAGCAUCAGAGUGGCUGCAGUGGUGGUGGAGGAGGUGAACAUGGUGGCAGCUACAAUGGUGGUAGUGUCGGUGGCAGCGGAAGUUAUAACACAGGAGGGGCCUCCGGUGGAGGAUCUUGGACGGGGUAUUGGUUUAGCUAUGGUAGCCAUGGAGGUGGAGGAGCUGGUGGCGGCAUGAGUUAUGGUGCCGGCGACAACCGUAAUGGUGGAAGUGGUGGUAGUGCUUCUCAUGGUGGUGCAAAUGGCUAUGACAAUCUUGGUGGUGGUGGAGGAGAUAAAGGCCAUGCUCCCUAA